Molecule: messenger RNA, 1198 nt
Organism: Pimephales promelas (fathead minnow)
Lineage: Eukaryota; Metazoa; Chordata; Actinopteri; Cypriniformes; Leuciscidae
Source: RefSeq, a predicted model, not a curated record
GAGGCCCUCAACAAGAACCUGCCGGAGAUUAACAUCGACCUCAUCUUCAAGGCCGGCUGCAGUUCCGUCCUGCAUUCGAAGAGGUCAGGGCAAAAUAUUACCGCGAGAUGAAGCGGUUCAUCUGCAUCCCCAACCAGUUUAGGGGCGUGAGCGAGACGGGAGAGGAGCCCAUAUUCACCUGCAUGAUCGAACGCAACGCCAGCGGCUUCCUGACCAUCUUCAGCAAAGCUGAACUCCUCUUCAGUCGACUCACACAACUGCUGGACAAGUUUAAGGACUGGGUGGUUCUGGGACAGGUGGAUGUAGAUGUUCUGGUGGAGAAACACCUUCACAGUGUCCAGGACUGGGAGAGAAACUUCAAAGCUCUUAAAGCCAAAGGAAAAGAAGCCGAGCGGCUGCCCAGCACAGAGAAGGUUGACUGCAUCACGGUGAACUGUGAACCUGUCAGAGUAGCUGUGGACGAUCUCAUCCAGAAGUUGUUUGACGCUCUCCUGACGUCCCUGAGGAGAUCCAUCCAGGGUCACAUUCAGGUUAUUGAUUCAUUCGUGAGCGGUGCAAUGGAGACGUUGUCCUCGCGUCCUGAGAGCAUCGAUGAGAUUGGAGAGGCUGAUGCCAAACACAGCCAAUUACAGUCCCAGAAACCUGAGAUACUGCCUCAGUUCCAGCAGGCGGAGGAGAAGAACAGGCUUUUGCGCUCCGUGGCGGGUGGAGGUCUGGACACCAUCAGCUCCCUGAGAGCCAAAUGGGACAAAUUUGAGCUCAUGAUGGAGAGUCAUCAGCUCAUGAUUAAAGAACAAGUGGAGGUGAUGAAAGGGAACGUGGAGUCGCGGGUUCAGGUUUACCUGCAGGACCUGCAGAAGUUCAGAGCUCGCUGGGACCAGCUCAAACCCGGGCAUGACAUCAUCGAGUCAGGUGACCACGAGGCUCUGCAGCGCUGCGUCCAGAACAUCCGGGACCGACGAGCCGAGUUCGACGAGCUGGAGAACACGCGCACAAAACUCACGUGUGUGACUUUACUUCUGCUCUCGCACGCACUUCAAUUCAAUUCAAAAAACACUUUAUUUGUCCCCAUGGGCGAUUAACAAGGCCAUGUAUAACACAAUGUGCACGGAAUACACAUUAAUUAGAAUCUGCUACAAGCGAUACCUAAAAAAACAAAUCCAAACCAUGUGUAAAAAUGAAUAAAUAUAAAAAUAUA